Messenger RNA from Amaranthus tricolor (Joseph's coat), 1494 nucleotides. RefSeq lists its product as uncharacterized. The record is from RefSeq and is a predicted model, not a curated record. Bases 564 to 1154 code for a protein of 196 amino acids. Lineage: Eukaryota; Viridiplantae; Streptophyta; Magnoliopsida; Caryophyllales; Amaranthaceae. The transcript is spliced from 2 exons.
UAAAAUAUUUAAUAUUUUUUGGUAUGAGUUGCACAAGACAUGUGCUUGGAUUUUCCUUUAGAACAAGGUAUAAGUGUGGGACUUGAUAGGAAAUAAGGCAUUGUUUCUCUUUAACCUUAUUUGUGAAGAGAUGAUUUAACCACAUUCUAAGGUGGGCAUGUAGUUGUACUUAUGUCUUCAUCUCCCAACAAUAAAUAAGUUGCAACCCUACCCUUUUGGAAUUACCAAGGUUAAAAAUGUUUGGAGUGGGUAGAAAUGAAAAGGAAAGAAGAUGAACAAACUCCUAAAUUCUUCCUUCUUUUUUGUUUCAUAAACACCCUAACUAAACAACCCUUUAGCCUUUACUUAUUUACUCUUCCUAGACUACAUAAUACUUUUUACAAAAUACCCAUUAUUCUUCUUCCUAGAAAUAUCAUCGUUAUCAAUACAAUAUCUCACUCGAAAACAAGGUCUGGGUAAGAGAAAGUGACGGACAAAUCAUACCCGUACCCUUUAAAAGAGGGGACAAAUUAAAAUAUUCUUAGAAUCUUAUACCUUGAUGUUAUUGCAGAAUUUAUCCAUAAAUGGAAGAGAUCAACAAUGAAAUAUCAUCAUCAUCAUCAUCGAGGAAGAAUCGGGGUCGAGCUCGAUUCUCAGUGGAUGAAGGUGGGGAUUCAUCAGUAGAAUGUUCAGGGAAACAUUGUAGAUCAUGUUCUGCAACACUGCUAGCUGAUUGUGUUGCUAUGUGUUGCUGUCCUCUAGCCCUUGUCAGUCUCUUGGCUCUAGCAUUUGUUAAAAUACCUUAUUUAGCUGCAACUAAAUGUUUAAGGAAAAGGAAGAAAAACAAGAGAGAAUGCAACAAAAUUGAUCAAGUAAUAAAUAAUAGUGUUGAUUAUCAUAAUCAUCAUCAUAUUAGAGAUAUUAAUCUCAUUUCUGGGAGAUUAAGUCACACUAAAUCAGACAUUAUCUUUGAAUUUGGAAAAGAUAAUAAUAAUGAUGAUCAACAAGUGGAAGAAAGGAAAAGUUUCUGUGCUGCCUUUGAAGCUGAUAAAGUCUUGUUUGAGUUGUAUCAAGUGGGUCAUCUGGGUUUUGGUAGGGUGUCUUUUACUGGGAUUCAAUCUUUUUCCAAGGAAAAUCAGGGAUCCCUAAUCUCAAAUUCACCGUUGAGGAGUUGACCCGAUUAUUUAAUUAUGUAAUAAAGUAGAGAGUAUGAGUAAUUUUUAAUUAUAAAAUAGGUUAGGGGUAGGAGUCAAUGAAAAUCAAAUUCAGGCCUCGCCUGAAAAUAUGAUACUUGUUGCCAUUGAAACAAAACCUGACUCUCUAACGUCAAAGUAACUUAGGUUUUAGUUUAGUAGUUCAAAAACAAAAAUGGUUUAAAAAAAAAAAAAUAGAAAAAGAAAAAAGAAGAGGGUCUGAAUUACCCUGAGAAGGUAAAAAUUCAGGUAUUUUUCACCCAAGUGUGUGAAGAGUGUGUUUAUUGUGUAAUUGACUUUGAUACGUGAUUGGUCCUUUAUU